UGAGAAGAACCUUUCUAAUUUCUAUAGCGUUUGCUUUUCAAGAUUUGAGAGAGUACACUCAAGUCAAGUAACCCCCACACAACACAAGCACUUUCUCUCUCCAAAAAGAAAGAAAAAAAAAUAAUGUAAGAUCUGAAGGAGCAAGAGAAGCAUGUGUUUUUGGCUCUUAUCAUGAGAUCUUGAAAAGAUUUAAUUUUGCUUCAGAAUUAUGUCCAAAGGCUUAAAGGUUUAUACUUUGAACUCCAAAACAAGUCAUUUUGAGAUUUGCAUCCUCUACAGCUGAAGAGAAUUUGGAGGAAUACUUCGAUGUGAAUGCAGUGGGUUCUUUUUUAUUUAUUUAUUUACUAUAUGUUUGUGUGAAAUCCAUUCGCCUCUUUUAAGCUUCUAAUUCUAAGAGAUUGAAAAUAAACAAAAUGGCUGGGCAGAUUGAAGAGCCCUUUAGCAUUAGCUUUCAGGCAGAUUCUUUACACUCAGGCUCUGUAUCAUUUGGAAGGUUCGAAAACGAGUCCUUGUCUUGGGAAAGGAGGUCAUCUUUCUCACACAAUAGAUAUCUGGAGGAGGUUGAGAAAUGCUCAAAACCAGGCUCAGUUAGGGAAAAGAAAGCUUACUUUGAGGCUCACUUUAAGAAGAAAGGUCUUUUAAGGCCAGAUUCAUUUGAGUACUAUAGCGGUACAGAAAAUCAUGGCAGCGAAAAUGGUGUUUCAGAUAGAAGCGAUUGCAGAGAGGAAUAUGAAUAUGGAAAUGAAGUGGGCCAUUAUUCUCACUUUUAUGAGAGCCCUGAAGGGUCAGAGUAUCAUGGAGACUAUGGAAACACCGAAUAUGACAGACAAGUUCCUUGUGAUCAAGCAUAUCUUAGCGGCUAUGAACCAACACAAUCUGAAAUACAAGAUCAGGAAGAGCAGGAGGAUCAUGGAGAUUAUGAAGUGAAAGAAUUUGAAAGAUCUGAUCAUGGGGAUUCGGAGAAUCACGAUGAGUAUGAAGUUACAGAAUACGAAGGAGAGGAUUCUGGGGUAUUGCUAUCGAAGCCUUUGACUGAACCUGCAAUGAAUGAUAGUGAUGUCUUGCUUGACUUUGGCUUUGUUGGUGGUGCUAAUUCUGAAGCACAUCAUUCCCAAACUAGCUGUGACAAGUUUACAUCAUCAAGCAAUGAUUCGGGACAAGUCAUUAAUCAGCUGCUCGAUGUUAAUGCUGUCGAGACUGAUGUCAAGAUUCCACAAAUAAUGAAAGUAGAGGAAGCUUGCUUUGAAAUUCAGAAAUCAUCUCACCAGAAGUUGCCGCCUGAAAUGGACUCAAAACCUUCCAAAUCCAAAGUUAUUUCACUCAACAAUCUGUCACUAGUUCAAAGAAACAUCUCGAAAGGUGUUUCUAAAGAUCCUGUAAAAAAUGUUAGGAGAAAGGGAAAGGAUGUAGGAAGGACAGAAAAGGCAAGCCAACAAUCAAAUCCUGCCAUUUCAGCACAUUCGAGAUCAGAUGAUUCAAGAGAUCCUAAUCACAAUUUUGUUCAUGAUAAUAAUAGUAAUAAUAAAAGGGGUGAAAAGGAAUCAAGGAAAAAGAAAGUUAGCGUGUCACGUCCUUCUUCUGUGAAAGAUGAAGCCACAGAGCAUCAAAUGCCUGACAGGCGCAACCAAGAAAAAACAAUGCUGGAUGAAAGGGCAAUGGGAUUUAAUUUCAGAUGUUACGAACGAGCACAAAGAAGAAAAGAGUUCUACAUGAAGUUGGAAGAAAAAUUGCAUGCGAAGGAAGUUGAAAUGAAUAAGAUCCAAGCAAAAACGCAGGAAAAGACAGAAGCUGAGAUCAGACGAUUCCGAAAAAGCCUCAAUUUUAAAGCAACACCAAUGCCAUCUUUCUAUAAUGUAGAUGGGAACAAGUUUGAAUCUACUAAGACCAAAAUGAGACCCAAGAAGUCAACAAGUUCAAGAAGUGGAGCUGCUUCAGAGCUGGAAUCAAAGUUGAAAGGUGAAAAUGACCAAGCUUGUACGCCCAGUGAUUCCUUACGGAAAUUUGUAACUCCAACCAACACAACGACUUCAGGAGAAUCUACAAGAAAAAGCAAUGUUGUCAAGAAGAAGAAUGCGACUGAGAAAGAUACCAUAAAGGUUGAUCGCCUCGUAACCGAGACUGCUACUAAGGUGUCAAAAGGCCAGAGAGUGCUGGACAGAAAGUCAAAAACUGAGGCCAAAAGAAAUGGCAAUGAGAGAGCGAAGAGGAGUAUGAAAAGUGUUGUUGGUGGAAUGAGUCAUGUGGCAGUUGGAGUUGAUGUUGCCUCUUGAAUACAAGUGAAUUUUUCCGAGUUGUAAAAGUACAUAUGGGUAUCCAUCAGAAUCACAGUGAUGAAUGAUAAGUAGCAGUGAUAUUUUAAAUUUUAGUUAGUGAAAUGUGAUUAUCUGAGCUGGGAAAUGGUGUUCGUGGUUUUCAUGUUUCUUCUUCUUUUGCUCGUCACUUUUGUGCAAAUCCCGCAUCGCUACUUGUGCAGCUUCUGAUUAAACAGUCAUGUAUAAUUUUUCUUUCACUAAUGAAACCAAUAACGCAGCACAAUAACUGAUUUACGAUAAUAGUAGUAAUUAUUAUUUUUUCUCAA
Cannabis sativa is the source of this 2578-nucleotide messenger RNA. Its product is annotated as protein WVD2-like 7. NCBI's taxonomy places the organism in Eukaryota, Viridiplantae, Streptophyta, Magnoliopsida, Rosales, Cannabaceae. The record is from RefSeq and is a predicted model, not a curated record. The transcript has 10 exons. Bases 414 to 2270 code for a protein of 618 amino acids.